AAAUCAAAAGGGCUAAAAAGAAUGCAGACUUUAUCGAUAACUUUCUCCAACUGUGCCCUGCUCCUUAGAAGAAACCCUGUCCGAAACAGAGACAGAAACAGAGUUAAUCUGAGUGUCAUCUCUUCUCCUUCUUCUUCUGCUCCAACUCUUAUUUGCCGAUCAAAAUCGAAAUCGCAAACAGACAGCUUAAGAGUGUUGGAAUGGGACAAGCUCUGCGACGUCGUCGCUUCUUUUGCUCGUUCUUCUUUAGGUCGCCAAGUCACAAAGAAAAAGCUUUGGUCUCUAGAUCAGAGUUUCGAUGAAAGCUUAAAGCUUUUGGAAGAAACAGAGGCCGCCAUUAAAAUGCUUGAACAUGGUUCCUUCUGUCUCGACCUCUCCACCAUUCAAAUCUCCCUGGUUGAGUUGGGCAUACGUAAUGCUAAGAGGAAGAUGUCUUUGCGAGCAGACCAAGCACUUGAGGUGGCUUCUCUUCUUCGCUUCUUCGACAAUCUGCAGCUUGGUCUCAAAUCUGCUAUUAAGCAAGAUGGAGAUUGGUACAAACGGUUCAUGCCUAUAUCUGAAAUGAUAAUGCUACCUGUUAUCAAUAGACCAUUCAUCAAGUUGGUUGAAGAAAUUAUAGAUAUUGAUGGAAAAAUCAAAGAUUCUGCGAGUAAUGAUCUUAGACUAUCACGUGAACGAGUCCGGACACUUGAAAGAAAGGUGCAACAAAUGUUGGAAGCUAUUGUAAGGAACCAGAAGGCUAAUGAAUCUAAAAUGGUUGUAGCUGAGAUUGGCAGAAGAUGGUGUAUACAAACAAGCUCUAGUAAGCUAACUUCUGUUGAUGGUCUUCUGCUUUCCAGUGGUUCAGGUGGAGGAACUGCUACUGAGCCACUAGCUGCGGUCUCUAUGAACGAUGAACUCCAAAGUGCGAGAGCAUCAGUUGCACGGGCUGAGGCAGAUAUUCUCUCAAUGCUAACUGCAAAGAUGCAAAUGGAUCUUGAUCAAAUUGUGGAUGUGCUGAAAUACUCAAUCCAGCUGGAUGUGAUAAACGCUCGAGCUACUUAUAGUCGUGCGUAUGGUGGUGCACAUCCUGAUAUAUACUUACCACCUGAAGAUGGAGUAGACUCUGAAUCUUUAUCUGCUGGAGAACAGUCACCUAAGAAUAACCUCUCAGGUGAGGAAUCGCUUCCUAGGAAAGAAUGGUUGCUGUAUCUACCUAGAUGUUAUCAUCCUCUAUUGCUUCACCAACACAAGAAACGCAUAAGAAAGACGGAGGACGCUGUAAAAUAUCAUAAAACAGCGGAUACGGUAUCAGUAUCAGGGGCUCCGCCAAUCCCAGCUGAUUUUCAGAUCGUUAAGGGGACUAGAGUUGUGGUCAUUACCGGUCCAAACACAGGAGGUAAAACCAUUUGCUUGAAAUCAGUUGGACUCGCUGCUAUGAUGGCUAAAUCAGGUCUAUAUGUGCUAGCAUCUGAAUCUGCUCGCUUACCUUGGUUUGACAACAUCUAUGCUGAUAUUGGCGAUGAACAGUCCUUGCUGCAGUCACUUUCUACCUUCUCCGGUCAUUUGAAACAAAUAAGUGAGAUUAUCUCGCAUUCAACGAGCAGAUCACUUGUGUUGUUAGAUGAAGUUGGAGCAGGAACAAAUCCGCUUGAAGGAGCUGCAUUAGGGAUGGCAAUUCUCGAAUCUUUUGCAGAGAGCGGUUCUCUGCUCACGAUGGCAACUACACAUCACGGAGAGCUUAAGAUGCUUAAAUACAGCAAUUCUGCCUUUGAGAAUGCUUGCAUGGAGUUUGAUGACCUCAACUUAAAACCCACUUUCAAAGUAUUAUGGGGAGUACCAGGUCGUUCAAAUGCAAUAAACAUAGCCGAAAGAUUGGGGCUUCCAUGUGAGAUCAUCAACAGUGCUCGUGACCAGUAUGGCUCUGCAAGUACUGAGAUCAAUGAGGUCAUACUUGACAUGGAACGGUACAAGCAAGACUAUCAGAGGCUUUUAAACGAGUCACGCCGUUAUAUAAGGAUCUCAAGAAAGCUUCAUGAGAACCUACUUACAGCAGAAAAGAACAUUAACAACCAUGCCACUAGAGAAAGACUAAAGAUGAGACAAGAACUGAUUCAGGCUGGAUCAAUGGCUCGUUCUACACUUCGCAGAACAUUGCAACAGAUUCGUGCAUCUGCUGCACAAUCUUCUCGGACAAAGGUAGCUACACAACUCCAAACCCAAGUCAAAACGACCAAGGAUGGAGAUAACGUUACUCGUUCACCAUCAUCUCUGGUAGCCAGACGACCAAUUUCUGAAGAUGCAGGGAGUGCGAAGCUUCCUGAAGUCGGUGACUCUGUGUUUGUUUCUUCUCUGGGCAAAAAAGUGACUGUAUUGAAGGUAGAACAGUCAAAGAAAGAGAUCUUAGUUCAAGUAGGCAUCAUGAAGAUGAAAGUGAAGCUGACUGAUGUUGUGGCCUGAAUCUCUUUAUUGUGAUAUUAGGAAACAUUACCUGUUUAUUGCAAUAUACACUGUUUUACAUAUGGUAAAGAAGGUCUGUACAUAAUUGGUUAUUGACAUUACACAUUAGUUUAUGUUUUUUUUAUAUUUACUCUGAAGCUUCUCUC
Raphanus sativus (radish) is the source of this 2585-nucleotide messenger RNA. RefSeq lists its product as uncharacterized. Bases 22 to 2439 code for a protein of 805 amino acids. Gene Ontology annotation, biological process: negative regulation of DNA recombination; mismatch repair. The record is from RefSeq and is a predicted model, not a curated record. The transcript is spliced from 18 exons. Gene Ontology annotation, molecular function: ATP hydrolysis activity; ATP binding; endonuclease activity. Lineage: Eukaryota; Viridiplantae; Streptophyta; Magnoliopsida; Brassicales; Brassicaceae.